Messenger RNA from Botrytis deweyae, 2403 nucleotides. RefSeq lists its product as uncharacterized. The transcript has 3 exons. Gene Ontology annotation, cellular component: plasma membrane. The record is from RefSeq and is a predicted model, not a curated record. Bases 913 to 2079 code for a protein of 388 amino acids. NCBI's taxonomy places the organism in Eukaryota, Fungi, Ascomycota, Leotiomycetes, Helotiales, Sclerotiniaceae.
UCAUAGGAUUGUAACCAUAUUCCCUCCGACCCGUACCUCCUUUCCCUAAAUACCUAUCGGGCAUCAUCCUAAAUCAAAUUCCCGCAUCCCCGCAAAUUAUAAAGGCAGUAAAAUGGUGCAGUAGCAUCCUCGCCGACAAGUAAGGAUUCUUGGGUGUCAUAGUCGCUUACUCGGGGACCUCAGACCCGGCUAUCUAUUUCCCGAGAGAUCUCGGGAAUCUCACUAAUAUGCAACGAUCUCUCAAGAAAAAACAAUGGAAAGUUUCUGGAAGGAUUUUUGAGUUCUUUAGAAAAAUAGUCCACCACACGGGCUUCUUUGUUAGGGGGAAAUAUAAUCGGCGACCUCAAUUUUUUUUUUAGAUGGGGCUGGCUUCCUCCCUUUCAUGGAUGAAUACUUUCAAAAUACCGGUGAGAGAACCAAUCUGACUACGGAGAAUUCAUCAAACAAAGGAAGGUAGGAAGAUAGCUAUGUACCUCGUAAGUACUAUCAAGUAAUGAAUUUGCGAUCAUGUACCGUUAUAGGUCUGUCAUUUUCAUGCACAAGGUGUACAUUAUUUCAUAGUAUUUUUUUCACAUUUGUGGAAAGCUUGCGAAGUUUCUUGCAAGUGGAGGUCAUCCUCAGUUUGAUAAAUUUGAGUGAAUAAAGAAUGGAUCAAAGAAUUGUUCAAUCGUAUCUUAUUACCUAGGUAGUUAAAGAAGUGAAUCAUUUUCUUCAUAUGAUUAUGACAAAUCCUUCUAGCAUGGUCGAGGUAUCAAAGUUGCUACUUCCCACAUAUCAAAAUACUAGUACCAAAACUCAAGACGCUAUGAAAGACACGAUUCAAUUUCUUGAAUGAACUUAAAUUUUAGUUCAUGAAGAUCGUCUCUGUUCCAUAUACAUAUACUUCAACUUCCAACCAUAUUCUCUCUCAAGAUGGUUCACAUUGAGAUCCGGAAUAACGAAUUCGCCAUGAUUUCAAUUUCUUCAACAACAGGAGCAAAAUCAAUAUUAAGUGGUGUACUUUUUGGUGCAGCACUUACUGCAGCAGGAGUUUAUUCUCCUACUGUGAUUGUAUCGCAGAUGAAGUUGGAAUCUUUUCAUAUGCUGAAAGUAUUUCUAUCAGCAAGUGCUACUAGCGCAGCGAUAUUCCUCAUCGCUCAUCGUCUCUCACCAACUAUCGCUCCUCCUCGGCAACCCUCUUCCCUGUCCUUAUUUCCCUACGAUGGAAAUCUCAUCGGAGGUCUUCUCCUCGGUACUGGUAUGGCACUUACAGGUGCCUGUCCCGGGACCGUUCUCCCUCAAAUCGUAACCGGUUAUUCAUCCGGACGUUACGCCUUCCUCGGAGGAAUUCUUGGCGGAAUUAUAUAUUCUUUCAUCCGUCCCUUCAUCCGUUCUCCCAGCACUCGUCCAAUCGUUCCCGAUUCCAAGCCAACACUAUAUCAAAAACUCGGCCCCAAAGCCGAUGAGCUAAAAGCAGUUUAUGUUUAUCAAAAUUUCUGUUGGGGAAUCAUUCUUCUUGCUUCGUGGCUUUCAAAUUCUCAGGAACAAAGUUUGUUGAGUGCGACGUGGGGAGGUAUUGGUAUCGGGUGUGCGCAGGGAGCAAGUCUUUGGUUGACGGGGAACACAUUGGGGACUAGUGCUGCGUAUGAACAGAUUGGAGAUUUAUUCUGGUGGGGGUUGGAGAGGUUGAGGGGUGGUGAUGUUGUUUCUGAAAAGGUUUAUGAGAAUGGAAAUGGAAAUGGGAGCGGUGUAUCGAAACACCACGAAAUCACUCAACAAAGACCACGCCCCUCCAUCCGCUCAAACCUCUUUACCCUCGGUAUCCUCCUCGGCUCCUACAUCCUUUCUCACACUUUUACAUUACCAUCUUCUCUUACCUCCCCUCUCCCUAAAAUAUCCCUCGACACACCCACCAUCCCAGAAAUAUCAAUAAUUCAUGCCCUUCUAGGAGGCAUAGCCAUGGUCCUCGGUGCACGCAUAGCAGGCGGUUGUACGAGUGGACAUGGUAUUAGUGGAAUGAGUUUAUUGAGCGUUAGUAGCAUUAUUAGUGUGGCAGCUAUGUUUGGCGGUGGUAUACUAUGGGGCACUGUUGUUGGUUGAUGGCGUUUGAAAGGGAAAGAAGUCAAAGAAAGAUUUAGAGAGCGGGGAGAAGGAAUAUUACACGGGUUUUGGGAGAUAGACUGGGAUCUGGUGAUAUCUUACUGGUCGUGGAGACCCAAAUGAGCUAGACUUGAACUGGGAAAAGAAUUUACAGCGAUUCGAAUAAUGGAUUUAUGGGCGAAGAGAGGAAAGGGGUGGGAUGGAAUGGUGAAUGGUGGAGUGGUUAUACCCAGUUUGAUUACUUGCUCACUUAUCUUAAUUCUUCUUUACAUAUUUGCAUACUCGCUCUUGUUGCUCAUUUACUUUUAAUUCUGUGUUAGCGAU